Molecule: messenger RNA, 1794 nt
Organism: Onthophagus taurus
Lineage: Eukaryota; Metazoa; Arthropoda; Insecta; Coleoptera; Scarabaeidae
Source: RefSeq, a predicted model, not a curated record
UUGAUUAUAAUUUUUUAGGUUAUAUCGUUUUAAACCUAAAUUAAACUUAAAUUUGAAGUUCACAUAGGUUUAACUUUCUCCGGCGAGAUUUAAAGUAAAGGUAGUUGUUCGUACUACGGAAUAAAAAGAUUAAUUGUGAAAAUGGAUACAGAACCAAAAGAAGUGGUCCCACCAUCAACAGAUUCUGGCUCUAAAAAAACCGUAUUAAAAGAAACCCCUUCAGUAAAUGCAAAUAAAAAUGCACUGGCAAAACAGCCAAUAACGGAACAAACGAAUCUCCUUAAAGAAUAUUUUAACAGCGUCGCAAAUCGUGAAGUUUUACAUUUAAAUGUAAAAUCUGUAACCCCGGUCCUUUCAGUCAAUUUAGGGAUUGAUUUGAAAAUGGUUUCAACUCGCAUGAAGUAUGUGUUAGCAGAGGCAUUAUGUUAUUUUAUGAAAGUUUGGCCUGGAUGGUCCACUACAGAUUACAAGAAUCCGUUAUUAAAAGAUGACUGUUUUUCCAAAUAUCAAGAUUAUUUGCGAUCAAAAUUAAUGUAUAUCAUUGAUAAUGAAAGCCAAUUUCGUAAGGAUGGUGACUUUCAAAGAGGGGAAACGGUUUCUGUGGAAUGUCAAACAGAUAUACCAUCAAAAACUAAUAAAGCAGAAGCUCCUUUUAAUUUGGUUAUAACUGGACAACCAAGUGUUUUGAAUAAUAUUGUUUUUAUUGAAGUAGAAAAUAACAUUUUAAUAAAACAGCAUUUAGAGAAACCAUGGAAACAAUUAUGUUCAAUGACAUAUUUUUUAAAUCAUCCUUAUGUUAAGAUUAGUGUUGAUUUACCUAAAGUUCGAUUUUCACGAUCUAACGUCCAUGUUUAUAAACGUUAUAUAACAGAUGGUGGGGACACAACUACUUGCCCCCCAACCGACUUUAUUAGUGAAGUUGUGAACACCUUUCCAAAUUCCACACCUAAAGUUUAUUCAUAUGACUUUAUAUCCGCUUAUUUUAAACAAUUAACAUCCAUAUUGACGAAAUAUGACGUUAAGAAUCAUCUUUUAAUUCGAAGCAUCUUUGGCGAGUAUUUACAAGAUAUUAAAGAUUGCAAUAUGCAUGGGGGUACCAUGGCAGCACCAUUUAUGGUAACUUAUAACAUUGGUGGAAAAGUUUAUGUUCGUAACAAAAAAAUGGUUGUUAGUACUAGUAAAAACAAAGAUGCAAAUGCAAUAAAUUUUUGCGAAAUCCUAACUCCUAAAGUGACAUUUGCACUCCAAGAAUUUAAUGUUGUUGAAGAUACAAAUGCAAAAGAAAUUUCUUUCAUUGACUUAAACAAAAUAGAGUCAAUGUCUAAAGAGGAACAUUUAACACUAAUAAAUGCUUUUAAUAAUUGCGUAACGUUUCAUUGUACGUUGUGCAAUAAAGUCUAUCAAGGAGAACGUUGCUAUUCUGAUUGUUUGGACCAUUUUCGAUUUUUACACAAAGGCGAGCAAGCGGUUGUAUGUUUUAAAUGUCGGAGGACGUUUGAAGUAAUUAAUUUGGCGUCUACUCGAUGGGCUCAUAAUUGCCAAGUCACUCAAAUGUUAUUUAAAAUGGAAGAUGGUAAAGGAGGAGGGGAAGGCAGUGAAAAUGUAUCUAUGGGUCAAGGGGGAGUUGAUGGUGAUAAAUCUAAGAGUUUAAAUGAUAAAGUUUGAAGUUAAGUAUUAAUUUAUAUUUGUAAAAAUAUUUACUAGUUACUAAUCAUUUAUUUUAUUAGUAUCGAAUUAAGAUUAAGUGCUAAAGAUAAGUAUUUUUUUUUACCAUUACAAUAAAAUAUAAAUAUU